CCACUUACUAGGGGGAAAAAGGUUACGUCCCUAAGCAUGUGAGUUACGCAAUCAAUCGAUUAUGACGUUUCUGAUGCAUGAAGUCCAUCGCUGUAACGAGAUCAGUGUUUAUAUGUUAAUAUUAAUGAGUGGGCGGCGCUUCAUGUGUGUAUCAAAGGUUUGGACGCCGACUAAUGUGCUUGUUUAAACAGCGUUAUUUUUGUGUGGAAAAGAAAAGAAGUUGAUAUUAAUAACUGACAUGGAGUUCACGUUUUAUUGACGGACUUGUGUGGGAGAAUAUGUUUGUUUUUAAAGAAGACCUCAAGUGGUUUAUUUAUUGUUUAUGAAAUGUGAUGGGCGGCGACGGGAGUAAAAAUAAGGCAUCAUCAUCAUCACUGGUGAAGAGGAGAUCCUUGUCAUGUCAUCAGGGCUUCCUGUCUCUCUCGGCUCCGCUUGUUCAUCACAGUCCAUUUAGACGCAGGGCCCAGCACAGAGAAUACCCCAUCUCUGAGCAAUCUCGGCCCUCAGACGCAAACCCUGAGGGGCCUCAUCUAGAGUGGGCACUGCCGGGAUUUAUUUCCAUUUUCCUGCCGGAAUUCCCACACAGGUGUACUGGACACAUGCAUUUACAGAGGAAUUUUGAAGAAUGGAAGUCCACAGAUGAAACAGUCAUGCAGGUUUGGAAUGACAUAAGUAUUCUUGGUUUUAUAGCGAAAGGUUCAUUUGGUCCAAUUCUGAAGGUGAAGGACCUGUCUAAAGAUGAGACCUAUGCUAUUAAGGUUUUACCCAAAGCUGAUGUUUUGAGACAUGGAGUCCUCCAGCAGUCCAAAGAGGAGGUGAUAAUUCAACGACAAGUCAGGCAUCCUUUCCUCCUCAGUCUCCGGGACUGUUGGCAGAGCCAGAGAAAUCUCUUCAUCAUGUGUGAUUACUGCAGCACUGGAGACCUGUAUACCUACUGGACACUGAAGGGCCAGUUUGAUGAGAGAGAUGUUUGCGUGUUUGCUGCUGAACUGGGCUCUGCCUUGGGAUUUUUGCAUGACUUCGGAAUAAUUCAUAGGGAUGUGAAGAUGGAGAACAUCCUUUUGACUGAUAAAGGUCACCUCCGCUUGACUGAUUUUGGGCUGUCUCGCCGCCUUGAGCGUGGGGAUAGAGCAUUUACUAUCUGUGGCACAAUACAGUACAUGGCAGCUCCUGAAGUCCUGAGCGGGGGCCCGUACAGCCAUGCUGCAGAUUGGUGGUCUCUUGGUAUUCUUAUCUACGCUUUAGCCACUGGAGGGUUUCCUUUACCUGCGGAAGCAGACCACUGUAGUAUGAUGACCAGGGUUAGUGAGUAUCCAUAUGACAUGCCUGCCAGUCUCAGUCCAGCUCUGGCCUUCCUGCUCAUAGAGCUUCUAUGCAAGAUCCCCAUGCGUCGCUUGCGGUGCCUGGAGCACUUCCAAAGCCAGAAGUUUUUCCGCGGCAUGUCAUUUGAUUCCCAGAUGCUGCAGAAUCAUCCCAUCAAGCCAAUCCUCGAGCUGAAGAAUCACCCCGACCGAUCGGAAAGGUCGAUGCGAGGUUUAUCAUCGGAUCUGCUUCAGAAUUUUGAGUGUGACCUGCUGAACUCUCCAUCGACCCCUGCGGAUUUGCCUCCCACCUUGAUGAAGAUUGAGGUAAAUGAAGACACAGAAGGGACUGAAACAAAAGCAACAGGAACCAGUUCUCCUUGAAAACAUAAAUUUACAAACUUUUCUUUUCUCUGUAAUAUGCAACAUUUUGCCAAAGACAAGAUAAAAUGUCACAGUAUUUUUUGAUAACUCAUGAAGCACAAACAAAUCAAUCUAUGUGACUCAUUAACAAGUAUUACUACUGAGUUGCUUUAGUCCUAUUUAAUAAUCAGAUUUCUUUUUAUCUGAAUAUGCAGAAAGAGUAUUAGAUUUUUGGCCUUACUUUUGAAAGCUUAAUUUUGCCUUCACUAAUGAAGUAUUUUUAUAAUAUAAGAACUGUUGGGAUUGUGUAUAUCUUCACUCGUUUUUACAUUUAUACUGGUUACAGUGCUUCCCUGUUUACUGGGACACCAUAUGAUAAUCUGACUGUGAUAAAACUCAUCAUGCUUACACAUAAGUAUACUGUGAUAUUAAUUAAAGGAUUAGUCCACUUUCAAAUAAAAUUUCCUGAUAAUUUACUCACCCCCAUGUCAUC
This is a messenger RNA of Megalobrama amblycephala (Wuchang bream), 2157 nucleotides long. It is a transcript of the gene rskra, whose product is annotated as ribosomal protein S6 kinase related a. The record is from RefSeq and is a predicted model, not a curated record. The transcript is spliced from 13 exons. Gene Ontology annotation, biological process: protein phosphorylation. NCBI's taxonomy places the organism in Eukaryota, Metazoa, Chordata, Actinopteri, Cypriniformes, Xenocyprididae. Bases 333 to 1685 code for a protein of 450 amino acids. Gene Ontology annotation, molecular function: protein serine/threonine kinase activity; ATP binding.